AUGACGGUUGCUGUUGGCAGCAAGGCGCCGUUAAUUCUUCAAAUUCCCCAGCUUGCCCAUCGUCUGAUCUUCUCUUUUCCUUCCACCCUAUCUGCUUCCCCGCCUUUUUGUUCUUUGGAUAUACUUGACUAUCACCCUUUCCUUUUUGUGCCCGCGUUGUUGUUUUUGUUCUGCGUUUGUUUCCACAGAUCCCGUGAGUGCAAACUGCAACUACCCGUUCCCCUCCGCAGGUCUUCAUCCACUGCAGCUGCUAACAAGAUGUACUUAGUUGCUGGUCAAAGAGGAUAG
This is a messenger RNA of Penicillium crustosum, 288 nucleotides long. RefSeq lists its product as uncharacterized. NCBI's taxonomy places the organism in Eukaryota, Fungi, Ascomycota, Eurotiomycetes, Eurotiales, Aspergillaceae. The coding region runs from base 1 to 288 and encodes 95 amino acids. The transcript is spliced from 2 exons. The record is from RefSeq and is a predicted model, not a curated record.